AUGUUACGCUGGAUAUGGGCCACAUUUUGGGCAUUAUGGUUGGUUGUUUCGAGGCUCCUGUUUCGCACGAUAAUCCCUAGUCAGGCUGCAGCGACUGAUUGGUGGCGUGGGAGGCCAAGUGCGGGUUAUUGGUCCCACUGUGAGACGAGGAUGCUUGGCCCCUUGAUGGGAUUCUGGAGGAAACUCGAAACCCAGCAUGCGAUUCUUGUUGCCCAGACAUGGCAUUUAUCGUUUGAGGCUCGUUUAGCUCAACAAACGAUGGUUGAUCAGUCCUGCGCGUCUGACACUGUGUAG
Messenger RNA from Pyricularia pennisetigena, 294 nucleotides. RefSeq lists its product as uncharacterized. The coding region runs from base 1 to 294 and encodes 97 amino acids. The record is from RefSeq and is a predicted model, not a curated record. Lineage: Eukaryota; Fungi; Ascomycota; Sordariomycetes; Magnaporthales; Pyriculariaceae. The transcript has a single exon.